AUUCCGGUUUAAUCGAACCACCGGAUAAAUACACAUUUAGAAAUUAAAAAGGGAAGAGAAAGUGAAGAAGAGUGGAUAAGACAUUAAAUUUUAGAGGCUGAGAGCGAAGGGAUCAUCCAUGUCGGAAUCUGGUUGCUUCUCCUUCAUACCAGAAGACGUUGUCUUCAACAUCUUCUUCAAGCUCCAAGACGAUCCUCGAAACUGGGCUCGCCUCGCAUGCGUCUGCACCAAAUUCUCCUCGAUCGUACGAAACGUCUGCUGUAAAACUCGGUGCUACUCCUCCAUCCCCACCGUCGUCUCCGAACUCCUCCCUUCUCCCUCCGCUUCUUCAUCUUCCUCUCUUCCUCCUCCCGGCGGCUGGGCUUCUCUCUACAAACUCGCCGUCUGCUGUCCCGGUCUCUUCCACGCCGGGAUUCUCCUCGAGAACUCCGAUUUCGGUUUAGAACGUGAGCUCGGUCCCGAUCAAAGCCUCGAUCCGAAACCUGAACCGACAAAUCCGGUCCAAGUUUCGAAACAAGUCGGAUCUGGUUUAGUAGAAACGCUGUCGUUUCAGCCUGUUUCGAAACCGAUCGAAUCUGGUUUAGUAGAAACGCCGUCGUUUCAGCCUGUUUCAAAACCAAUCGAAUCUGGUUUAGUAGAAAUGCCGUCGUUUCAAUCUGCUUCGAAACAAGUCGGAUCUGGUUCAGAAACGGCGCCGUUUUGGUCGCUCUACGACGAUCUCUACACCGACACACUCUCCGCUCCUCCAGAAGAUCCCGUCAACGAACCACAAGAACCCACCGAAACCACCGAGAUCCGACCCGGCCGCGGCGAUCUCCCGGCGAGGAAACGCCGCAAGAUCUCCCGGUCCCUCGGAUCCCACCUCGCCUCCGGCGGGUGGAACCUCAGCCGCGAGCAGGGCAACAAGCUCCUGGCGAGCAGGUUCCGCGGGGACUCUCUGUACAUAUGCAACUGGCCCGGGUGCAUCCACGUGGAGGAGAAGCGUAACUACAUGCUGUUCAGAGGCGUGUUCAAGGAUUUCAAGAGGUCUAGAGUGUGGAGAACGAUCAAGGACGGUGGCGAUGGGAGUAAGGUCACGGGGUUGAAGUGUGCGUUUUGUGAGUGCGACGAGACGUGGGAUAUGCACUCGUCGUUUUGUUUGAGGAGGGUGUUUGGGUUUCAUGAUGAUGGUGAGCCUGUUGUGAGGGCUUAUGUCUGUGAGAAUGGUCAUGUCUCUGGUGCUUGGACUAAUUUACCUCUCUACACUUGAAAAACGGUAAAAGGUCGUGUCUUAAAAAAAAAAAAAAAAAAAAAGAAACUGUGUCUUUAUCGAUUUGGUCUUGGAUUGUUUGAUGCUUUGUAGGAACUGUGAUCGUUUGUGUGCGUGUGUGUGUGUUUUUAAUAUUCUGAUUCAUGUAUAAGCUCUACGUUGAUGUGGUGGUUUCAAUAUGAAAUGAGAUUCAGUUUUGUCUUGGA
Raphanus sativus (radish) is the source of this 1455-nucleotide messenger RNA. RefSeq names its product phytochrome A-associated F-box protein. Bases 119 to 1249 code for a protein of 376 amino acids. NCBI's taxonomy places the organism in Eukaryota, Viridiplantae, Streptophyta, Magnoliopsida, Brassicales, Brassicaceae. Gene Ontology annotation, molecular function: protein binding. The record is from RefSeq and is a predicted model, not a curated record. The transcript has a single exon.